GUCGACGACCACCACACAACGGAAGAUACAUUCCUAGCCCUAGGCAGCGCAUUCACCGAAGCACUCGGGGCAAGACAAUCGCUUGCGCGAUUCGGACGGGGCGAUGCGCCGCUGGAUGAGGCGUUGUCGUGGGCGGUGAUUGAUCUGUCGAGUCGGCCGUGGGCGGUGAUUAACAUUGGGUUCCGGAGGGAGAAGAUUGGCGAUUUGAGUACGGAGAUGAUUACGCAUGGAUUGCAGAGUUUUGCGCAGGCCGCGGGAGUGACGCUGCAUGUGGGGUGCACGUAUGGUGAUAAUGAUCAUCAUCGGGCGGAGAGUGCGUUUAAGGCGUUGGCGGUGGCGAUUCGGACGGCUUGUACGAGACGGGUCGAGGGGGAGGUUGGGGCCGGGGAUGUGGUUAGUACGAAGGGAGUUCUUUAA
This is a messenger RNA of Aspergillus piperis CBS 112811, 417 nucleotides long. Its product is annotated as imidazole glycerol-phosphate dehydratase. The record is from RefSeq and is a predicted model, not a curated record. Gene Ontology annotation, molecular function: imidazoleglycerol-phosphate dehydratase activity. Gene Ontology annotation, biological process: L-histidine biosynthetic process. The annotation marks the transcript as partial. NCBI's taxonomy places the organism in Eukaryota, Fungi, Ascomycota, Eurotiomycetes, Eurotiales, Aspergillaceae. The transcript has a single exon.